Sordaria macrospora k-hell is the source of this 825-nucleotide messenger RNA. RefSeq lists its product as uncharacterized. The record is from RefSeq and is a predicted model, not a curated record. Lineage: Eukaryota; Fungi; Ascomycota; Sordariomycetes; Sordariales; Sordariaceae.
AUGCUAGCCCGCCGCGGCGUAAUAGCCGACCAGCUCACCGACUCCCAAGUCCAAGAAGUCCUCGACAACAGCCCCAGCACCCAUGAGACCUUACGAUCACAAUCCCAAACACGAUCACGAUCCCGUUCACAGUCCACAUCCACCCAAAAUCCCUUUCCCUUAGAACCCCAAUCCCAAGCCCAAGCGCAGCAAAGCCAAACCACCACCACCGCCUCAAAACCCAGCGACAUCUUCUCCCCCGCCACCAUGGAAUCCGCUUCCACCAAGAAACCUCUACUACAAGGAUCCCAAGGAGGAAAACGUCACAACCACCACCAGUGGGACGCUCUCCCCGGCAUCACUUCCGAAGCAGAAGUCAUAAGACAGGUGAAGGAGAUGCAGCGCGAGCAAGAGCAGUGGGAACGGGGAAGGGGAUAUGCCGAUAGUCAUGAGUAUGGGGGGAUUAAUCGGCCGCAGUCGCAGUCGCAGAAGCCGAAGGCGGUGGUGGAGGGGCUGGAAGGAGGGCUGGUGGGGAGUACGGUUACUUUCAGGGAACAAAGUAAAGGGCGGGGACAGGAUGAGGAGGGACAGCAUAAGGGGAAGCAGGAUAAGGGGAAGCAGAGGGAGAGAAGUGAAAGUAGAGGUCGGAGGGGACGUGCAGGGGAAAGAAGUCAUGAGUCGAAUACAACGGCGGGAGAUUUUCAGAGUCAGAGUCAGAGUCGUUCGAGGGAGCGUUCGUUGUUGGUUGGGACUGGAGGAGGAGAAAGAACAGCAACAGAGGGAUAUGACCCCGUUGAUUACGAUCGGGGAGCGUAUGUGGAGACUAGUAGAGUUGGGUUGGAGUAG